AGAGGGCAAUAGAGCUGUUGCCGCAGCUGUAAAUUCAACAAAAAUGUUGCAACUCGCCGAAGAUCCUUGACUUAUCGUGACACUGUCAGCAGAGGAGCUACUACCGUCCAAGAGCAAUUAAAUUAAACGAAGCGACUGCAUUCUCAAAGAACUGCCUGAAGUCAGCUUUACGCAACCCUCGUGGCACGUAAUGAGUACACCCCGUAUCGCUUUCCCUCCGAGCAGUCAACACCUUCUACGCCACUCUGGGCUGCUGCUCUUCCUGCUCUGCUUAUACCAGUGCCCCACUUGCUAUGGGGAGGUCUUUACCUUGGGUUAUCUGACGGGCUCCCAACGUCGACCGGGAAACCUGGACUACCAGCGACCUGGCAUCACGAUUUCGGGUGCUAUAUCGCUCGCGGUGGAGCAGGUCAACGCUGGGAAAUUGGGCGACCUGGGCCACUCGCUCGAGUUCGUUGUGGCGGAGACCUAUGGGGACGAAGUCGCCAGCAUACGACAAACAGCGGCAUUGUGGACGCAGCAGGUGGCUGCUUAUAUUGGACCACAGGAGACUUGCGUUCACGAGGGCCGCAUGGCAGCUGCCUUUAAUCUGCCAAUGAUAUCCUAUUACUGCACACAUAGAGAUCCGUCGAACAAACUGGAUUUUCCGACGUUCGCUAGGACCCGACCACCGGACACGCAGAUCUCGAAAUCAGUGGUGGCUCUGCUGUUGGCCCUCAACUGGACACAGGUGAGUUUUCUCUACCUGGACGAUACCAGCAGUCAGUACCAGCCCGUGGCGGAGACCAUACUCGCCACACUGAGCGGCGCAGGAGUAAUUGUGCGGGAUAUUCGUACGUGGAGCACGAUUUACCAUCACGGCUUUAUGGCCAAUCCGUUUGAUAAGCUGGUGGAUGAAACCCAUGCGAAUACUCGUAUCUAUCUAGUUCUUGGACACUACUAUGAGCACGUGGGUCUCAUGGUCAGCCUGCAGCAGAGGGGUCUACUUUCUCGUGGAGACUAUUUUGUGGUUGGCAUCGAUAUUGAGCAAUAUGAUCCAGUCAAGCCAGAAAAGUAUCUGCGAGGCCUUUUGAUGGAGAAAGUAGAGCCAUUGGCGGCGCAAGCAUUUCAGUCCUAUCUCGGUGUAGUUCCCACAGCGCCUGUUUCCUUCGCCACAUUCGCCAAUGAGGUACGUUCCCCGGGCACGUCCUGGUUAAGCGAUACAUCCGUUCCUAAAAAUACUGCCGUUUUUUCUCGCUACUACCAAACAUUUGUUUUUGUCGUGCUUCUGGCGUGCUCUGUGAAGGUGAACAGGUACAUGGAGCGGCCGCCAUUCAAUUUCCCCAACCCAUUGGGUCUCUUCGGUGGCGCGAAACAGAUAAGCGCUGAGGCAGCCUAUCUGUAUGAUGCCGUACAUCUCUACGCUAAUGCAUUGGUGUCCGUCUUAAAUUCCGGUGGCAGGCCUAGAAAUGGCAGUCUCAUUGUGUCGGCCAUCAAAGGCUCGCGCUAUCUGAGCGCUAUGGGUUAUCAUGUGUACAUAGAUGAAAAUGGAGACGCUGCUGGCAACUACACAGUAUUAGCAAGAGGAACAUUCCGCAACAGUCGCAACCAGACGGCUCUGGGUCUCCUUCCCGUAGGAACCUUCAGCCAUAAGACUAGUAAUAGAACAAGUGAGGCUUUGCCGGACUUGAACUUGUAUCGCAGCAUCAAUUGGGUUGGUGGUGUGCGCCCCGCGGCUGCUCCCCGUUGUGGUUUCGGUGGCGAGAAAUGCGUCAAUUAUACUGGCGAAAUAUCGGCAGGCAUCGCUGGAGGCGCUCUUCUCCUGUUGGGCGUUGUCUCGUUGGUUCUCUAUCGCAACUGGAGGUACGAACAGGAGUUGGAUAGCCUCCUCUGGAAAAUUGACUUUCGCGAGGUUCAGGUUCACGACAAUGAGCGCGAACAGCAGACACAAAAGGCUACACGAUCAACUCAUCCCCUUAUCCGCACCAGCCAGGUUAGCCUGAGCUCUAACCCCGACGCCGACUUUCGCUAUACGACUAUCUUCACGCCCAUCGGACUCUACAAGGGCCAGCUCUAUUCCAUAAAGAAAGUUCGAAAAAAGAGCGUGGACAUCACACGGGAAAUGAAGAAGGAAUUGAAGCUUCUGAGGGAUGCACGUCACGACAAUAUUUGCGCUUUUAUCGGUGCCUGCACGGAACCCCCCAAUAUCUGCAUCAUCAGCGAAUAUUGCACUCGUGGCAGCCUUAAGGAUAUACUGGAGAACGAGGACGUCAAAUUGGACAAUAUGUUCAUUGCCUCCAUGGUGGCGGACAUUAUACGCGGCGUCAUCUACUUGCACGAGUCGCCCAUUCGCUUCCACGGGGCGCUGUGCACGUCCAACUGCCUAGUAGACUCGCGUUGGGUGGUCAAGUUGACGGACUUUGGCUUGUUUGCUUUCAAGCAGGGCAUCGAAGACAGCUCCACGGACAUGCAGCACAUGUCGGCUAAGUGCCUCAAGCUACUCUAUCGAGCGCCAGAACUUUUAAGGCAGGGGCCCUCAUCGAUGGUUAUGGGCACACAGCGCGGGGAUGCGUAUUCGUUUGCUAUAUUGCUGUACGAGAUGCAUGUGCGGCGUGGCCCGUUUGGGGAGACAGGCUUGACGCCAAUGCAAUGCUUGCAGAAAGUAAUGCAGCCACAGGAUCAACUCCAUCCCUAUCGCCCAUCGUUGCAGCCUCUCGAGACCGCCUUCGAUUGCGUCAGCGAGUGUUUGCGGGAGUGCUGGGCCGAGCGGCCCGAGGAUCGACCGGAGUUUAAGACCAUACGCACCAAACUAAGGCCCCUGCGCAAGGGAAUGAGACCGAACAUCUUUGACAAUAUGAUGGCUAUGAUGGAAAAGUACGCCAACAAUUUGGAGGCCCUCGUGGACGAUCGCACGGAUCAGCUGCAAGAGGAGAAGAAAAAGACUGAUGCCCUUUUGCAUGAGAUGUUGCCACGCUGCGUGGCCGACCAGCUGAAGAAAGGACACAAAGUGGACCCUGAGCACUAUGAACAAGUAACCAUCUAUUUCAGCGAUAUUGUCGGAUUCACGGCCAUGUCGGCCGAAAGCUCGCCCCUUCAGGUGGUGGACUUCCUUAAUGAUCUGUACACCUGCUUCGACUCCAUCAUUGGAUAUUACGAUGUCUACAAAGUGGAAACCAUCGGCGAUGCCUAUAUGGUCGUAUCUGGGCUGCCUUUGCGCAACGGUGAUCUGCAUGCCGCGGAGAUCGCCACAAUGUCCUUGCAUCUGCUCAGCGCUGUGUCCGAAUUUAAGAUUCGUCAUCGGCCCACCAAUCGGCUACUACUUCGCAUCGGCAUACACUCAGGUCCCGUAUGCGCAGGUGUUGUGGGCCUUAAGAUGCCACGGUACUGCCUGUUUGGAGACACGGUCAACACGGCGUCGCGCAUGGAGUCGAGCGGAGUGCCGUUAAAAAUCCACUGUAGCUGGCAGUGCCGGCAGCUUCUGGACCGAUUGGGGGGCUAUCAUUACCAAGAGCGUGGCAUUAUUUCAAUGAAAGGCAAGGGCGAGCAGCGCACCUACUGGCUGAUGGGCGAGGACGAAGAGGCCCGCGUGCGUCGCACCUAUGAGCGAUCCCAACGGCGUGGCUCGCGGGCGCUCAACAAGUUCAUCCAAGGUACCAUCAAACAAGCCCAGGAGCACGCCAGUGACUGCGGCAUACGGUCCUCUUUGAAGCAGAAAAACCUGCCACGAAACUCGCUUACUCGAUCCUCUAGUCUCGAGUCGCCAAAGAAGCUGCGCUUCGCAGCUGGCAAUAUGUUGGAGCAUCAUCGAUAUCAUAGUGACGAAGCCUUAUUGGAGGUGGACUCCUACACCGGCCUGCGGCGCUCAUCCGGCGGCUCUACACACUCACGCCAUGACGAGUCAACGCUAUCCUGCCAAAGUAUCGAACACCUCGACGCGCAGGAGCAGCAGCAGCAAAAACAAAGGCCGUUCUCCUAUCCGACGGUUAAUACGCCUCUGCUCUUAAAUCAUGUUGAGGUUUAGAUUAGAACAAAGCUCAUUUCGCAAAAUUGAAGAUUAUGAGAAGUAUUAUAUAAUGGUGUUCAGCUCUUGUCAGUUGCUUUAAGUGUUGUUAGAGGGUGCAUAAGGCCCCUACAUAGUAUGUAAUUUCAUAUAUAUUCUCUAUUACGCGCCAAGCCCAUAUCUCAAGCCGAUCUAACUUUGCUAUAUAUGUAUGUGUAAUAGUAUCAGCAUAUUGUGAGAGUGAUUACAAAUCUAGUCGUUGUAUACAUAAUAAAUACAAUAUUUUAGACAGUAGCUUAGAUUUAGAUUGAAAAUAAUAAUUAGUAGUAAAAUAUACGAUUAUAUAGGUGAAGA
Messenger RNA from Drosophila navojoa, 4333 nucleotides. RefSeq names its product speract receptor. Gene Ontology annotation, biological process: protein phosphorylation; intracellular signal transduction; cGMP biosynthetic process. Gene Ontology annotation, molecular function: adenylate cyclase activity; peptide receptor activity; guanylate cyclase activity. NCBI's taxonomy places the organism in Eukaryota, Metazoa, Arthropoda, Insecta, Diptera, Drosophilidae. The record is from RefSeq and is a predicted model, not a curated record. Gene Ontology annotation, cellular component: plasma membrane.